AUGGCGAUUUGCAAAACUGCCAUCGGCGUGGCCGCAUCGUUACAACACGGUAGGCUCGGAGAAUUAAGGUCCUCUCCCGGAGGAGAGGGGCUAGUAAAAUUGCGCCGGCUUAUUCCACCCACGGAAGCCUCCUUUGCUCCAGACCUUGCCUUCCGGGGAGCCGACGGCGACGACGUCGUCGAGACGUGGGGAGAACGGGAACACGACAUGGCUCGCAAUAUCGAAAAACAAGGCACGGGAACGGCCCAGGAGGUGGGCUCGUACCGUCCUGUUUCUGGACUGCUACAGGGCGCAGGAGACGGCAGUCCAGUGUUUUCUGCACAUCUCGCUUACAUUGUGGCCUGAUCAAGAACAUGAAGGCAGGUUUGAAGAGAGAUGACCACACACGGCCAGAAGGUGAAAAAAAAAAA
This is a messenger RNA of Gaeumannomyces tritici R3-111a-1, 410 nucleotides long. RefSeq lists its product as hypothetical. The record is from RefSeq and is a predicted model, not a curated record. The transcript is spliced from 2 exons. Lineage: Eukaryota; Fungi; Ascomycota; Sordariomycetes; Magnaporthales; Magnaporthaceae. Bases 1 to 345 code for a protein of 114 amino acids.